Molecule: messenger RNA, 1380 nt
Organism: Gastrolobium bilobum
Lineage: Eukaryota; Viridiplantae; Streptophyta; Magnoliopsida; Fabales; Fabaceae
Product: 24-methylenesterol C-methyltransferase 2
Exons: 1
Coding region: 75-1154 (359 amino acids)
Biological process (GO): steroid biosynthetic process
Molecular function (GO): S-adenosylmethionine-dependent methyltransferase activity
Source: RefSeq, a predicted model, not a curated record
GAGAGAAGUUUCACACUUAACUAGUAACUAGUUAACUCAGCCCCCAAAAUAGGUUGAGAAGUUUCACAUUUGGAAUGGACUCAGUCUCUCUCUUCUGCACCGGAGCUCUCCUUGCCGGCGGCCUCUACUGGUUCGUCUGCAUUCUUGGCCCAGCCGAACAAAAGGGCAAACGCGCGACCGAUCUGUCCGGAGGCUCGAUCUCCGCCGAAAAAGUCCAAGACAACUACAAGCAGUACUGGUCCUUCUUCCGCCGCCCCAAGGAGAUCGAAACCGCCGAGAAAGUCCCCGACUUCGUCGACACUUUCUACAAUUUAGUAACCGAUAUUUACGAGUGGGGUUGGGGCCAGUCCUUCCACUUCUCUCCCUCCAUCCCCGGGAAGUCCCACCGCGAUGCCACGCGCCUCCACGAAGAGAUGGCCGUGGAUCUCAUCGAAGUCAAAUCUGGCGAUAGAAUCCUAGACGUAGGAUGCGGUGUCGGUGGUCCCAUGCGUGCCAUCGCCGCUCACUCGCGCGCCAACGUUGUUGGCAUCACAAUCAACGAGUACCAGGUGAAUCGAGCCAGGUUGCACAACAAGAAGGCAGGGCUUGACUCCCUAUGCGAGGUGGUUUGCGGCAAUUUCCUCCAGAUGCCGUUCCCCGAUAACAGUUUCGACGGCGCGUACUCAAUCGAGGCAACGUGUCACGCGCCGAAGCUGGAGGAAGUGUACGCGGAAAUCUUUCGGGUUCUGAAGCCAGGGUCUCUGUAUCUUUCAUACGAGUGGGUCACAACGGACAAGUAUAGAGGCGAUAACCCUGAACAUGUGGAUAUUAUUCAAGGGAUUGAGAGAGGCGAUGCUUUGCCUGGGCUCAGGAGCUACGCUGAUAUAGCCGAGACGGCUCGUAAGGUGGGGUUCGAGGUGGUGAAGGAGCGGGAUCUGGCGAAGCCACCGGCUGAGCCUUGGUGGAGUCGGUUGAAGAUGGGUAGGAUCGCCUACUGGCGGAACCACAUUGUGGUCACUGUUCUGGCAACUUUGGGAAUAGCACCCAAAGGUACGGUGGAUGUUCAUGAGAUGCUAUUCAAAACCGCUGACUAUUUGACCAGAGGGGGUGACACUGGAAUUUUCUCUCCGAUGCACAUGAUCCUCUGCAGAAAACCCGAAGACAGACACAAUUGAGGUGUAGGUGUACCCUAAAAACUCCCACCAUGAUUCCGGUAUUUCCGCCCCAAUCUCAUUUUGUUUUUGUUUUUUUAUUAUUUAUAAUUUUCAUUUUCAUUUUGGAUUUAACUUAUUAUUAUUAUUAUUACUAUGAACUUGAUGUACUUCGAUUGUCGAGAUUUUUAAUUCAGUUUUUAUUUCAAUUUUCCUCUGCUGGGCCAGUCGCCAUUGAUUAUUCGUUGAG